AUGGCUGAAGAUAAGAAGAUGAAGGCAAAAUCAUCAGAUCCUAGAUGGAAAUAUGGGUUUUGGCCAGACAUAGGGAAGAAAGAGUUCAUCCAAUGUAUUUUCUGCAAAAAGGUUGUCCCUUCAGGCAUUAAAAGGUUCAAGCAACACCUUGCUGGGGGCUAUUCUGAUGUAGUGAAAUGUGGUGAAGCACCUGAACUAGUUAGGCGUGAGAUGAAUGGUUACUUGGUCACAAGGUCAAGGACUCAGAAUGGAAUACCAUUGAAUGCUAUUAACUCAAGAAGCUGGGAGAUUAUGCUUGAGUCCAUUGGGCAAUAUGGUCCUAGGUAUCGCUCACCUUCAUACCAUGAGAUUAGGAAUCCACUACUUGAUAGGGCAGUGAACAAGAUAGAUGAGCUGAGAAAGAAGCAUGAGGACGCUUGGAAGGAAUAUGGCUGCACAAUCAUGUCAGAUGGAUGGACUGACACUAGCCACCAUCAUCUCAUCAACUUUCUUGCGAAUAGCCUAGCUAGAACAUUCUUCUUAGGUUCAGUUGAUGCUUCAAGUGAGAUAGCCAAUGCUUCUAUGUUAGCAGACUUGUUAGAGAAACAAAUUGACAAGGUUGGGAAGGAGUUUGUGGUGCAAAUUGUCACAGAUAAUGGAUCAAACUACAAGGCUGCUGGAAGAAUUCUUAUGGAGAGGAUCCCAACUUUGUUUUGGACACCAUGUGCUGCCCAUUGUUUGGAUUUGAUGAUGGAGGACAUUGGGAAGAUACCUGAGUUUAGCUAUUGCAUUAAUUCGACUAAGAAGGUGUGUAGGUUUCUCUACAAGCAUGGGAGAAUUCUGGAUCUUAUGCGAGAGAAGAUUGGUGGUGAUCUUGUGAGGCCUGCUGUUACUCGCUUUGCUACUUCCUAUCUCACAUUAGCAAGCAUGCAUAAGAACAAAUAG
Molecule: messenger RNA, 924 nt
Organism: Miscanthus lutarioriparius
Lineage: Eukaryota; Viridiplantae; Streptophyta; Magnoliopsida; Poales; Poaceae
Source: the annotation of a GenBank genome assembly